UGGAGAUCUGUCAUAUGCCACGCAUUUCACUGUUCAGCUCAAUUCUUAAAGCCCUGAAGGUGAAAAGCUCAGCUGCCGCGGCCCCGAGAAGAAGGCGCCAGCUUCCAGCAGGCAGCUGCUGGCAGAGCUUGUCUUUGCAAGGAUCCUAGGGCUUCCAAUCUUUGACAGCUGAGGGGAAGAGGUCUUGUGCAGUUGCAGGCAUGGUGCUUGCUGUCAAGAUGGCUUCUGCGGCCGCUGUUCCAACUUUCAGCAGAUUAGGGUUUGGAAGCAACGUUGGCAUUACAAGGAGGAGCACAACUUCAGCAGCUUUCGGCUGCCAAGCCAGCCUGCAAUCAAGCUCCUCACUUGCCUGCGUGCAAAGCUGCACGAGUCUGCACGCACUCACAAGCGCGGUCUCUCUCUUUGGAACGAAGCAGAGUAAACAGUCUGCACUGCGGAGGGGCAGCAAGGCGCGCAUCGCUGCUGAGGUGUCGCCGGUCCUCAAGGACAAAGAAACUGCCUCAGAGUCAGAGAAGAAGGCAGUUAUUGAUGAAGCCGAGAAGCCUGACUUCAAGGAGACUUUCUCAGCAAAGAAGGCUGACCCCCAUUGGGACAGCAAAGACAAGAGCGAGGCAGAUGAGGAGAUCUCCAUUGGACCCGAUGGGUUUGUUGCCGAGGCCGGAAAGGAGCCUGCUUCUAUUGCUGUCACAACUCUUCCAUCUGAGCAAGGGAAGAUCAAGAAGAUUCGGGGCCAGGAAGUGCUUGCAUUUGACUAUGGCUUCCAGGCGACUUUCCUUGCCAGUGGAACGUCAGUCCCAGGCAAUGUUAUCGACCUUGCGCUGACAAACUUUGCCAGGGAGUGGAAGGCUCUCAGAAGGAACGUGCGGUUCACCCAGCUGAGCAACCCUGAGGAAGACGACAUUGACAGGGGUCCUGUGGCACUGGCCCUAGCUUAUGUGGGACGGUUCUUGCUGGACCAAGCCAGGAUUCUUGACAGAGUACUCACCAAAACGGGACUGUAUGCCAAGCUGACAAUCGAGGGGCCGGCCGGGAAUGCCGAGAUGGACGAGCUGCGCAAGAAGUUGAGCCAGCUGAAGCUGAGCAACGACAAGGUGUGGGAGCGCGAGAGGAGCCGACCCGCUGUCGAGGCGCCCUGGUAUAUCCUUGGGCCAUACUACUUCCUAUGCCUGAUACUUGACGUCAUCUUCAACGGGCGGCCCAUCCAGCGCUUCUGGUUCCUCGAGACAGUGGCGCGCAUGCCCUACUUCAGCUACAUCAGCAUGCUGCACCUCUACGAGACUCUCGGCUGGUGGCGCGUGGGCGCAGAGGUGCGCAAGGUACACUUUGCAGAGGAGUGGAACGAGAUGCACCAUCUCAAGAUCAUGGAGAGCCUGGGCGGAGACAACCAAUGGGUGGACCGGUUCUUUGGACAGCACGCGGCGUUCUUCUACUACUGGAUCCUAAACUUCCUCUUCCUGGUCUCGCCCAAGGUGGCCUACAACUUUUCUGAGCUCAUUGAGUUCCACGCAGUUGAUACAUAUGAGGAGUUUGCUGAGGCCAACAAGGAGCUGCUGAUGUCACUUCCGCCGUCACCAGUCGCCGUCGAGUACUACCGGGGCGAGGACCUCUACAUGUUUGACGAGUUCCAGACCAGCCGCCGACCAGCCACCCGGCGACCCAAAGUGGACAAUCUAUACGACGUGUUCUGCAACAUCCGGGAUGACGAGUUUGAGCAUGUGAAGACAAUGGUCGCUUGCCAAGAUGGCGGUCAACCAAUAAUCAGCCCCAAUCGCAUCAGAGCCACCCUCACCGAGGAGUCAGGCUGAGAUGGGCGUAUCUAGUUUUUGCUUGCGAGGAGCUUCCAUUGCGAGAGUGGUGUGUUAGUGCAUAACUGUUAGCUGUAGCAUACAUUCCUUUUCUUCUGAGUGCGGCGCUGUCGCACCUCAGUCGAUAUUUCGUGUUGUACAGGUGAUGAUUCUUUGCUUGUGUUGCUGUAACAUAGGCAGGCCACGCAGGCUUUAAAGAUUGCAGAGGGGUGUGUGUGUGUGAACUGAUAGAGACAGAGGUUAGAUCACGAGUUUUGUGUGAUUGUUGUUUGCGGAGUUAGCGUAGCGUUGUGCGAUAUUGUAGCUUUUAGAUCUGAUCAAAGGACGGUUUUGACGUACCACCUGCCUCAAUCUAAAACUUGGCGCAGGCAAAGGUCGGCAAGCCGUCUGUAAACAGGUACUAACAUUGCGAGCACGUAGUGGUUGAUCAAUUCAGUGUGGUUGACCAUAGCUGCACCGUUUGCAAACACCUUAAUUGCAUUUUUGCCAACUUAUAUUGAGUACAAUCUAUUAUCGUUGCAAUGACGUCA
Molecule: messenger RNA, 2335 nt
Organism: Klebsormidium nitens
Lineage: Eukaryota; Viridiplantae; Streptophyta; Klebsormidiophyceae; Klebsormidiales; Klebsormidiaceae
Source: the annotation of a GenBank genome assembly